Pseudocercospora fijiensis CIRAD86 is the source of this 429-nucleotide messenger RNA. RefSeq lists its product as uncharacterized. The annotation marks the transcript as partial. The record is from RefSeq and is a predicted model, not a curated record. Lineage: Eukaryota; Fungi; Ascomycota; Dothideomycetes; Mycosphaerellales; Mycosphaerellaceae. Gene Ontology annotation, cellular component: mitochondrial inner membrane peptidase complex; membrane. Gene Ontology annotation, molecular function: serine-type endopeptidase activity. The transcript has 2 exons.
UGGUGUCACUACUUCUAUACGUGCGACUCUGCGUACGGAAUCUCCAUGCUACCGACCGUGUCAAGCUUUGGUGACUGGGUCAUCAUCAGCAAGUGGCACAGACGAGGCAGAGGCAUUCAUGUAGGAGAUCUGGUCAGCUUUCGACAUCCCGUCACGGAGGGGAUGCACGCGGUCAAGAGAGUAGUCGGCUUGAGCGGCGAUCUGGUGUUGAUGUACACACCCGGCAAGAGUGAUGCCAUGUUACAGGUACCAGAAGGACACUGUUGGGUCGUUGGAGAUAACUUAGCACAUUCUCGCGAUUCAAGGCAUUUCGGCCCUCUUCCCUUGGCUCUGGUCUCUGGCAAAGUCAUAGGCAAGAUUGACUGGCAGGACCGUACCCCGAAGCUUGCAGUGUUGGAGAAUGGUCUGCAGCCUGCAGCCGACGACGAU